AUGCCGCCGCACCUACACCCGCGGUCGCGAAUGACUUCCUCGCUCUUCGCCACGACCGUUGCAGCAAGUUUCUUCGUCGUGACACUUCCGCACAUCCUGCCCUGUCCCGCGCCGCGGGUGACCUACGCCGACUCAGAAAUAGCCGCAGACGGCACGAGGCGGCGGCGGCGAAGGAAACCCGAGCUAGCGGUCGUGAAGGACGGUAUCGUCCAGUUCGAGAGUCCGACCGAGGACUUGGAGAGGGUCACUACCGAGACCGGCGGCAUUGCUACGAGGGCAAGGAAGGAAAGAGAAUGCCCCGUGCCCAAACCGGGCGGCGUCAUUGGUGAGCUGAUGGGGUUUAAGGGCAAGUCGAAAGUGGAAGAAGGAAAAGGGCCGAGUGGUGAUACAUAG
Messenger RNA from Daldinia childiae, 393 nucleotides. RefSeq lists its product as uncharacterized. The transcript has a single exon. Gene Ontology annotation, cellular component: mitochondrial matrix. The coding region runs from base 1 to 393 and encodes 130 amino acids. Gene Ontology annotation, biological process: mitochondrial respiratory chain complex IV assembly. NCBI's taxonomy places the organism in Eukaryota, Fungi, Ascomycota, Sordariomycetes, Xylariales, Hypoxylaceae. The record is from RefSeq and is a predicted model, not a curated record.